Messenger RNA from Cucurbita moschata (crookneck pumpkin), 1088 nucleotides. Its product is annotated as GTP-binding protein SAR1A. The record is from RefSeq and is a predicted model, not a curated record. The transcript has 3 exons. Gene Ontology annotation, biological process: vesicle organization; endoplasmic reticulum to Golgi vesicle-mediated transport; intracellular protein transport. Bases 205 to 786 code for a protein of 193 amino acids. Gene Ontology annotation, molecular function: GTPase activity; GTP binding. Lineage: Eukaryota; Viridiplantae; Streptophyta; Magnoliopsida; Cucurbitales; Cucurbitaceae. Gene Ontology annotation, cellular component: COPII vesicle coat; endoplasmic reticulum exit site.
UCCAACCAGCGUUUGGAAUUUUCCCACUUUUGGUUUCUCUCUCUCAACUCUUUAUGCUGACAUUCUCAAUUUGAGUGAACAAUAUCAGACAAUCGGUGAGCUCGCCAUAGUUGGGGCUCACGUUUCUUCUCCUUCUUCCUCCUCCCUUCUCUUCCCCUCCGAUCGACUUCCGUUUCCGUUCUUUCACCGCCGACGACUUCGAUUAUGUUUCUUGUGGACUGGUUCUAUGGCGUCUUGGCCUCCCUUGGUCUCUGGCAGAAAGAGGCCAAGAUCCUGUUUCUAGGCCUCGAUAAUGCCGGAAAGACCACCUUGCUUCACAUGUUGAAAGAUGAGAGAUUAGUACAGCAUCAGCCGACACAGUAUCCUACUUCGGAGGAGUUGAGCAUCGGGAAGAUUAAGUUCAAGGCGUUUGAUUUGGGAGGCCAUCAGAUUGCUCGUAGAGUUUGGAAGGAUUAUUAUGCCAAGGUCGAUGCCGUGGUAUACCUAGUGGAUGCCUAUGACAAGGAGAGAUUCGCAGAAUCGAAAAAAGAACUUGAUAACCUCCUUUCUGAUGAGUCGCUUGCAAAUGUCCCAUUUCUUGUGUUGGGGAACAAGAUCGACAUACCCUAUGCUGCCUCUGAGGAUGAAUUACGAUACCACCUUGGCCUAACCAACUUUACCACUGGAAAGGGGAAGGUAAACCUAGCAGACACGAAUGUUCGCCCAUUGGAGGUGUUCAUGUGCAGCAUCGUCCGAAAAAUGGGGUAUGGUGAUGGCUUCAAAUGGCUUUCUCAGUACAUCAAAUAGGUGAUAGUUUGCCAAUGAUUAAAGCUAUGCCAUGACACAGACACAGCUUAUACUAGCCACAAGAUGCAGUAGGCGUACAUGUACUGUUGGUUCCAUGUGGAUGGAGGUUGAUACCUCUAUGACUGUUCUGUAAAAUUUGUUCAGCGAUUGUUUUGUUUAUUGGCCAUGCCAUCAGCUUGGCACGUAUGCAUUUCUCUUCUAGAUCCGACCAGCAGAAUUUUCCCUUUUCUAAAAGUGUACUUGAAGCAAUACAGCCUGUGUGAUUUAUUUUGAGUAUAAAAUGUAUGGUUUUUGAAUGUGAA